Molecule: messenger RNA, 3759 nt
Organism: Euleptes europaea (tarantolino)
Lineage: Eukaryota; Metazoa; Chordata; Lepidosauria; Squamata; Sphaerodactylidae
Gene: DIAPH1
Product: diaphanous related formin 1
Exons: 27
Coding region: 1-3759 (1252 amino acids)
Biological process (GO): actin cytoskeleton organization; actin filament polymerization
Cellular component (GO): cytoplasm; actin filament
Molecular function (GO): microtubule binding; actin binding; small GTPase binding
Source: RefSeq, a predicted model, not a curated record
AUGGAGGGCGGCGGGGGAUCCGCGCGCGGCGCCGGCCGCGAGAAGAAGAAGGGCAAGAGCCCCGAGGAGGCCGCGGUGGCCGCGAUGGCGGGAGAGCCCGCGGCAGGAGGAGGAGGAGGAGGAGGAGGAGGAGGAGGAGGAGGGAAGUCGCGGAAAUUCAAUCUGAAGCGGGUGAUGGCAGAUGAGCUGGAGAGAUUGACCAGCAUGAGGAUAAAGAAGGAGAAAGAAAAGCCCAGCGUGGCUCAUAGGAAUUCCUCUUCUGCCUACUCGGAUGUUUCCGGCUCAGGUCAGAUGCUGCAGGAAAUCUCGGACGAGGAUGUGCUGAUGCUCUUUGAACAGAUGCUGCUGGAUAUGAAUCUAAAUGAAGAGAAACAGCAACCUCUAAGGGAGAAGGACAUCGGCAUCAAGAGAGAGAUGGUCUCCCAGUACCUGCAUACUUCCAAAGCUGGAAUGAGUCAAAAGGAGAGUUCCAAGUCUCCCAUCAUGUACAUCCAGGAGCUGAAAUCUGGUCUCCGAGAUGCACAGCUGCUCAAUUGUUUGGAGUCUUUGCGGGUCUCUCUCAACAAUAAUCCUGUCAGUUGGGUGCAAAAUUUUGGAGUUGAGGGCCUGAAUUGCCUGCUGGACAUACUGAAAGGUCUGCAUGAUGUGAAGGAAGAGGCUUCCAGCCACUAUGAUACCCGGAUCAAGCACGAGGUCAUCAGAUGCUUAAAGGCCUUCAUGAACAAUAAGUUUGGAAUUAAGACCAUGCUUGAAACGGAGGAGGGUGUCCUGCUUUUGGCAAGGGCCGUAGACCCCAGAGUCCCUUCCAUGAUGAUCGAUGCUCUCAAGUUGCUUUCAGCCCUCUGCAUCCUGCCUCAGCCUGAGGACAUGCACGAACGUGUUUUGGGGGCCCUCACCGACCGAGCGGAAAUGGAUGAAGUGGAACGAUUCAAGCCCUUACUGGAUGGUCUGAAGAGUGGCACCUCAGUGGUACUGAAGGUGGCCUGUCUACAGCUGAUUAAUGCCCUGAUCAUCCCAGCAGAUGAGCUGGACUUCAGGAUGCACAUCCGCAGCGAGCUGAUGCGUUCCGGACUGCAGCAGAUCCUCAAGGAUCUGCAUACUCAAGACAACGAGGAGCUGAAGGUGCAGCUGUCAGUGUUUGAAGAAUACGGGGAAGAAGAUUCUGCAGAACUCCGAGGACGUUUGGAGGAUAUUCGCAUAGAAAUGGAUGACUUUGGCGAGAUAUUCCAGAUUCUUCUCAAUACAGUCAAGGAUUCGAAGGCAGAGCAACAUUUCCUCUCUCUUCUGCAGCAUCUCCUGCUCAUCCGUAAUGACUACGAUGCCAGGCCUCAGUAUUUUAAGCUGAUUGAGGAGUGCAUUUCCCAGAUAGUCCUGCAAAAGAAUGGGGCUGAUCCAGAUUUUAAGUGCAAGCACAUCGACGUUAAUGUUGAGGGAUUGAUAGAUAACUUGAUCGACCAAACUAAAGUGGCAAAAAGUGAAGCCAAAGCCAUUGAACUGGAGAAAAAGCUGGAGUCUGAGUUGACUGCCCGGCAUGAGCUGCAAGGUGAAAUGAAGAAGAAGGAAGGUGACUUUGAGCAAAAAAUCCAAGAUCUAUGCCAAGAGAAGGAAGCCCUGGAAACAGAGAAACAGCAGAUCGUGUUGGAGAAGCAAAGUCUGGAAAGUUCUUCUUCUGCGCUGAACGAUGAGAUUGCCAUACUUAAAAAAGAACUUGAAGGUGCUAAGAAGAAAAUGGAGGACAUUGCUGCUUCCUCUGCCGGCUUCCCGCCACAGCCUGUACCCGGUGGGCCUGCCAUUCCUCCCCCUCCGCCCCUUCCUGGUUUAGCUGUAGUGCCACCGCCACCACCGCCUUUGCCAGGAAUGGCAGUAGUGCCACCACCGCCACCUCUUCCCGCUGCCGUUGGAAUGCCGCCUCCACCGCCGCCACCUCCGCCUCUUCCUGGUGCCGUUGGAAUGCCACCGCCGCCGCCGCCACCUCCGCCUCUUCCUGGUGCCAUUGGAGUGCCGCCACCACCACCUCCACCGCCGCCACUUCCUGGUGGGCCCGGAAUGCCGCCGCCACCGCCGCCCCUUCCUGGUGGGCCUGGAGCGCCUCCGCCGCCUCCACCUCUCCCUGGUGGGCCUGGAGUGCCGCCGCCGCCUCCUCUUGGUGGUCCUGGAGUGCCCCCUCCUCCCUUGCCUCCUGGCUUUGGGGCCAUGACUCCCGCAGCUCCCGUCCUUCCGUUUGGGUUGGCUCCGAAGAGGACGUAUAAACCAGAAGUUCAGCUGCGAAGAACCAACUGGUCCAAGAUUACGGCUCAGGAGCUCUCCCAGGACUGUUUCUGGGUCAAAGCCAAGGAGGACCGUUUUGAGAAUGACGAACUCUUUGCCAAGCUGACCCUCGCCUUCUCGGUGGCACAGAACAAGUGUAAGUCAAAAAAGCAGCAGGAGAACGGGGAGGAGAAGAUCCAGUCCAAGAAGAAGGUCAAAGAGCUGCGAGUGCUGGAUUCAAAGAACGCCCAGAAUCUUUCAAUUUUCUUGGGCUCCUUCCGCAUGCCCUAUGAGGAGAUCAGGAACGUCAUCCUGGAGGUGAAUGAAGCUGUGUUGACCGAGUCCAUGGUACAGAACCUCAUUAAGUUAGUGCCAGAACCAGACAAGCUGAAGAUGAUAGCAGAACUGAAGGAAGAGUACAGUGAGCUGGCUGAGCCCGAACAGUUUGGAGUGGUGAUUAGUUCCGUUCCCCGCCUGAGGUCCCGCCUCAAUGCCAUCCUCUUCAAGCUCCAGUUUAAUGAACAGGUGGAAAACAUCAAGCCGGAGAUUGUCGCCGUGACGGCCGCCUGCGAGGAAGUCCGGAAGAGCCAGAGUUUCUCCAACCUCCUCUCCAUCAUUCUCUUGGUGGGCAACUACAUGAACGCGGGCUCCAUGAACGCCGGGGCCUUCGGUUUCAACAUCAGCUACCUCUGCAAGCUCCGAGACACAAAGUCGGCCGAUCAGAAGCAGACCUUGCUCCACUUCUUAGCCGAAACCUGUGAGCUGCAGUAUCCUGACGUGUUGAAGUUCCCGGAUGAACUCAUCCACGUGGAGAAGGCGUGCCAAGUUUCUGGUGAGAAUUUGCGGAAAAGUCUGGACCUCAUGAAGAAACAGAUUUCAGACGUGCGGCGUGACGUUGGCGACUUCCCCAGCACCACAGAGGAGAAGGACAAAUUUGUGGAGAAAAUGACCAGCUUUGUGAAGGAGGCCCAAGAGCAGUACGAGAAGCUACGGAUGAUGCACUCAAACAUGGAGAAUCUCUAUAAAGAAUUAGGCCAAUACUUCCUUUUUGAUGCCAAUAAAAUAUUGAUUGAGGAGUUCUUCAGUAACCUGCACAACUUCAGAAACAUGUUUCUGCAAGCCUUAAAGGAGAACCAGAAGCGACGCGAGACGGAGGAGAAGAUGCGGCGGGCUAAGCUGGCCAAAGAAAAGGCAGAAAAGGAACGGCAAGAGAAGCAGCAGAAGAGAGAGCAGCUAAUUGACAUGAACUCAGAAGGUGAUGAAACUGGAGUCAUGGACAGUCUACUAGAGGCCUUGCAGUCCGGAGCAGCCUUCCGUAGAAAAAGAGGACCACGCCAAGCAAACAGAAAAGUUGGCUGCGCUGUCACCUCACUGCUAGCCUCGGAGCUGACCAAGGACGAUGCUCUCGGGGCCAGGGCCAGCAAAGCACUGAAAAGGGACGGAGACGGGGAAGCCCCGGACGGAGAGACGCCCGACGAGACCGCCAAGCAGGCCAGCAGCCGUCAGAACUAG